AUGAGCAUCGACAAAUGUCCGGAACAUUUGAUAAGAAUAAAAAGCGACUGCAGCAAAUCAUUCUGGACUGCACAAAAAACUUGUGAGCAUCCAGAAGAUAUUCUGGUUGGAACUAUGUGCGGGUUUUCUAGAUGCGAUUGUCCAGACCCAAUGGUGCUGGACACGGAAACAGGAUUUUGUUAUGAUGUUGAUAAUUGUCCAACCAAGCAUGGACUGGAAUCAAAAUUAGAAUAUAUAGCAGGCUUAGUUGCACAACCUAUUUUAAUCAAAGAAGCUUCUACUAUCGGCAGCACUUCAUUACUUAUAGCUUUAUGUUCUGUCGUGGGCUUCUUCACAUUUAUUACUCCAAUAUUGCUGCAUAUAAUUACGAAGAAAUACGUCACAGAAAUUCACUAUGAUCCGGAUACAUCUACAUAUAAAGCAACAACAUAUAAUUUCUUUAUUAUGCCAAAGCAAGUUGAAUUUACACCAGAUGAUGUCAUAGUACCUGAUAUCCCUGGAAUGUUUACGACUAUGUCAGCAAAGGGAAAGAACCUGUUCAUUGAAGCAAGACACUUCAAUGAUCCUCUACAUUAUGCUAAAAUUAUGGGUUAUGAUAAACCUUUAGACUUUAAACUGGGUGAGACAGAUGACAGUGAUGUAAAAAAGUAA
Molecule: messenger RNA, 651 nt
Organism: Leptosia nina
Lineage: Eukaryota; Metazoa; Arthropoda; Insecta; Lepidoptera; Pieridae
Source: the annotation of a GenBank genome assembly